UUUAUACUCCUUUAUAGCGCCCGCGUAUGUACGGGGUUUCACCUGAAAUAGAAGAACGCGGCAGACGACGGCCGGCGUGCGGCGUGACCUCGGCGUUGGGGAGCGGCGGCCGCUGACGGUGAUUCCCUUUUACUUUACUGGACCCGCGGCCGAGAGCUGCAGAGAUAGACCGACGAGCUGCUGCCGCCGCUGCUCUCCGGCCGCCCCGCGCAGAUUCAGAUAGAUCGAUCGACCGGAGCCAUGCCUCUCCCUGCGAACCUUGUAAUGGGGUCCGCCUUCGUCGCGCUCGGCGUCGCGCUCCUCGCCGGCUUCCUCUACGUCGCCGUCUGGUCCAAGGCCCUCGCGCCGAGCGACAACUGGUUCUUGCUCGCCGUUCAAAACGACAGGUAUUACUGCUUGCUUGUGCCCCUGACGGUCCCCGUCAUAAUCGUGGCUGUGUACCUGCAUUGGCUGAGCAUGAAGAUGUUUAAGCAUGCGUGAGGAGUAGCCGUGCUAAACAAAAUCCAUGUUGUUGAGAAUCAUCGUAGGCAUCACGAGUUCAUCACACUUAAGAUUGCAAUAUUUUUUCUAUAUAAGACAAAUUUCCUA
Triticum aestivum (bread wheat) is the source of this 588-nucleotide messenger RNA. RefSeq lists its product as uncharacterized. The transcript has 3 exons. The record is from RefSeq and is a predicted model, not a curated record. Bases 241 to 480 code for a protein of 79 amino acids. NCBI's taxonomy places the organism in Eukaryota, Viridiplantae, Streptophyta, Magnoliopsida, Poales, Poaceae.